Molecule: messenger RNA, 6558 nt
Organism: Pan troglodytes (chimpanzee)
Lineage: Eukaryota; Metazoa; Chordata; Mammalia; Primates; Hominidae
Gene: LIN28B
Product: lin-28 homolog B
Exons: 4
Coding region: 1266-2018 (250 amino acids)
Biological process (GO): pre-miRNA processing
Cellular component (GO): nucleus; cytoplasm
Molecular function (GO): mRNA binding; zinc ion binding
Source: RefSeq, a predicted model, not a curated record
AGGAAGGACAGUAGGAGCUUCAUCCGUUGUUACAUUUUCGUUUAUUCAACUCUUCUAGCCAUUGGUAGUGGACUUUUAAAAUGGCAGGAUACAAGUCAAUAUGAUAUGAAUUUACCUUUUUUCUCCCACUUGUCCUUCUUUCUCCACCCCACCCCCUGCCCGCGCCGGCUUUUUUUCUCUCCCACCUCUUUCUUUGACUCUGCUGCCGCCUAUCCUGGCGGCUCCUCUUCACCUCCCCUGCCUGGCGAUCCCCUCCCCCUCCUGCCCUAUGUCCUCCAGCUCUUGGGGAACAAUCGCCACUGAUUGAGGUUCACUCUAUGUUAGGCUGGAAAACUGGGCUGUUAUUUAGGAAGUCAUUAAUCACAUCUCCUCCCCCGGAAAGAGAUGGCAGAGAAACCUGUGAAGUACAAUUCCUUACCAACCCCCUCUAAAAUUUUCCAAAAUGGUUUACCUAAACACAAUUUGACUAUAUGAAGGUGAAAACGAUUUUUCUAGUAGGAUUUUAUUUUAAAUUUGAAAAAAUUUCGGGCAUAAUCAGGUAAUUUAUGUGCCUCUGCCUUUUCCUAGGUGUAUGUUUUCAUUAUCUAAAGUUUCAUGGGGAUGUAAUUAGGUUUAAUUAGAUCUUUUAUAAAUUAUAUAUUUUCCUCUAAGAAUUGAAUUAAAUAUGAAAUUAGCGUUCCAAGCAGGUUUACUGCCAUGGAAUAGCUGAAUUCUUAAGGGGAAAAAAAGCGUUAACAUCGGUUGUUUUAUUUAAACGACCCCCUCCCAUGAUUUUAGUCAGGCUUGUGUGUAAGGCACGCGUGUGCACAUAUAUGACUGCCUUUUUUUCUAAAUCUAUGAUUCACAAGGUCCCUCCAUUGUGUUUAAGUAGAAGCACGAAAUCAGCAUUCUGAUUUAUCCUAAAGAAGCGUUCCAAAUUGUCUUUAAGAUAACAUGUUUGAGUUUUUCGUGUUCAUUCAUAAAUUAUUUUGAUGUCAGCAUAGAUGAAAUGGCGAUUGGUUAUCUCUUCCUCUUGCCAGCCCCUUAAGGAUACGAGGUGAAAUUAGUAGCAAGAAAGCAUGUAAUUGACAAAGUCACGUGUGCUCAGGGGGCCAGAAACUGGAGAGAGGAGAGAAAAAAAUCAAAAGAAGGAAAGCACAUUAGACCAUGCGAGCUAAAUUUGUGAUCGCACAAAAUCAAGAUGUUAGAUUGAUGCAGAAGAUCACUCCGUUCCAAAGGGAAAGUUUUCAUCUCACGAGUUUGGAGCUGAGGGCCCGUGGGGCAACAUGGCCGAAGGCGGGGCGAGCAAAGGUGGUGGAGAAGAGCCCGGGAAGCUGCCGGAGCCGGCAGAGGAGGAAUCCCAGGUUUUGCGCGGAACUGGCCACUGUAAGUGGUUCAAUGUGCGCAUGGGAUUUGGAUUCAUCUCCAUGAUAAACCGAGAGGGAAGCCCCUUGGAUAUUCCAGUCGAUGUAUUUGUACACCAAAGCAAACUAUUCAUGGAAGGAUUUAGAAGCCUAAAAGAAGGAGAACCAGUGGAAUUCACAUUUAAAAAAUCUUCCAAAGGCCUUGAGUCAAUACGGGUAACAGGACCUGGUGGGAGCCCCUGUUUAGGAAGUGAAAGAAGACCCAAAGGGAAGACACUACAGAAAAGAAAACCAAAGGGAGAUAGAUGCUACAACUGUGGUGGCCUUGAUCAUCAUGCUAAGGAAUGUAGUCUACCUCCUCAGCCAAAGAAGUGCCAUUACUGUCAGAGCAUCAUGCACAUGGUGGCAAACUGCCCACAUAAAAAUGUUGCACAGCCACCCGCGAGUUCUCAGGGAAGACAGGAAGCAGAAUCCCAGCCAUGCACUUCAACUCUCCCUCGAGAAGUGGGAGGCGGGCAUGGCUGUACAUCACCACCGUUUCCUCAGGAGGCUAGGGCAGAGAUCUCAGAACGGUCAGGCAGGUCACCUCAAGAAGCUUCCUCCACGAAGUCAUCUACAGCACCAGAAGAGCAAAGCAAAAAGGGGCCUUCAGUUCAAAAAAGGAAAAAGACAUAACAGGUCUUCUUCAUAUGUUCUUUCCUUUACCCGGUUGCAAAGUCUACCUCAUGCAAGUAUAGGGGAACAGUAUUUCACAAGCAGUAGCUGACCUGGGAUUUUAACUACUAUUGGGGAACUGUGAAUUUUUUAAACAGACAAAUCACUCUAAGCAAAUUACAUUUGAGCAGGGUGUCAUGUUUUAUGUUAAUUCAGAGAAUAAGAUACUAUGUCUGUCAAUAUGUGCAUGUGUGAGAGGGAGAGAGCCUGAGUCUGUGUGUGUACAUGAGGAUUUUUAUAUAGGAAUGUAGACACAUAUAUAAAGAGCCUUUGUCUUUAUAUAUUUGUGUAUAGAUCAAAGCACACACCCUCUCUCAUAUAAUUGGAUAUUUCCAAGAAUUGAAAACCCAUGUGAAGCAUUAUAGAUAGUUUUAAAUUUAACCCACUGGAGUUUUCUUGAAAUACCACUUCUUUUAUAUUAUAUAAAACUAAAAACAUGACUGUUACCUUUUGUGUGAACCAAAGGAUACUUCAGAUCUCAGAGCUGCCAAUUAUGGGGUACUAAAGGUUUUUAAGACAUCCAGUUCUCCCGAAUUUGGGAUUGCCUCUUUUUCUUGAAAUCUCUGUAGUAGUAAUUUUUUCCCCCUUUUUUGAAGGCAGUACCUUAACUUCAUAUGCCUCUGACUGCCAUAAGCUUUUUUGAUUCUGGGAUAACAUAACUCCAGAAAAGACAAUGAAUGUGUAAUUUGGGCCGAUAUUUCACUGUUUUAAAUUCUGUGUUUGAUUGUAAAAUUAGAUGCCUAUUAAGAGAAAUGAAGGGGAGGAUAAUCUUAGUGGCUUGUUUUCAGUAGUAUUUUAAUAUCAGCUUCUUGUAACCUUUUCCAUGUUGUGAGGGUUGUAAGGGAUUGUGUGGCAACAGCAGCUUCCCUUGGCUAAGUCAAUCUUCUACCCAUUGCUUAGAGCAGGGAGCCCUCCUUAUUUACUACUGAAGACCUUAGAGAACUCCAAUUGUUUGGCAUAUAUUUUUGGUGGUGGUUUUUAUUCCUCCUGGAGAGUUAUCUAAUUUGUUUCUAAAACAAACAAGCAGCAAAGAAAUGAAUACUGGGGUUGAGAAUUAAAAUUAAGUGGAUGUUCACAGUUGCCCAAUAUAUAUGACCUGCAAAUGAUACGAAAAAGUGCAGCAUUUAGUGGCAGUUAACAAGAGUGACAAGCCUGGGGCAGAGGUACCAAACCUCUCCCACCAGAGAGCUAGAAGUAUUUUAUACAGUAACUUUGAUCUUAUGGAAGUGAUCUUCAAUGCUUAUUCUGAAGUAACCUAUAUGGUGGAUACAGGAUGAACAUUCAGUGCCAGGGAGAAUCUUCUCAGGUUGGUUCUUGUUAGAGUGAUAAACUGGCUAGGGGCCAUAGUAUUGGUCCUGUUAGGUUUCGGUCAUGGAAAAAAAAAAUUAUUUUGGGGUCAUCCUGGCUCUAGAUGUUAUGGGCAAAUUUCUGAAACAUCUGCAAGAAGGUACCAGUUAAUUAUAGUGCUUAAUAUUGGGAAUAAGAUUAAGCAUUAUAAUUAUAAUGUAUGGGCCUGUUGGUGUAAGCUCAGAUAAUUAAAUAAAAAUAGCAUGACUCAAGUGAGACAUAUUCUGCUGAACAGUUUCUACUUCCUCUCCCGCCUGUCCUGUCAUGGGAGACGUGUAUAGUUGCUGCUGUUUCAGCAAACCACCAUAAGACGAAAAUGCCUCAGGUUGGGUUGCCAGUCCUUUACAACUCAGCUUGAAUUUCACAACAGUGAUUGUGAGAAUCUGCGUGGUAUACACUGAAAUAUCGGUGUGCUGUGAUGCAAAGCUUACCUUUGACGAUAUUGAAUGUGAUAUAGCUGUAGAGAAGUACUUCCUUGCCUUAUGUGAGGAUUUCAAACUUAUUUAAAUUAUGUAGACAAAUCAAAGUGGCAUUGCUUAAUUUUUAGCAGGCAUAAUAAGCAAGUUAACAGUAAAAUGCAAAACAUGAUAAGCGUUGCUCAAUUUUUAGCAGGUAUAAUAAGCAGGUUAACAGUAAAAAUGCAAAACAUGAUAGAUAAGUCACUUUGAAAAUUCAAACCAAAGUUCCUUCACCUUAUGGAAAUAGGAAAUUAUGGACUUCAAAAUUGGACACUUCCUGUUUACAAAAAGAAAUUCAGAGCUAAAAUCAUGGUAAAAAAAAAUAGAAACACUUGAGAACUAUGGUCUUUAUGGGUGCAAUUUGAAAUCCUUUUCAUCAUCUUACCAGACUAAACUAAGAGCACAUACCAAACCUAUCUUAUGGUUGAAAGUUGGGGUUUAUUUUUUAUAUGAGAAUAUUAUCACUAUUACAUAACAUACUCAGGACAAAGAACUUUGCUCAGGGAACAUACCAUGUAAUAUUUUUGUUGUUUCUUUACAGACCAGUCUACAGUCCUGCUUACUCAAAACAAACCAAAUAACUUAUACCUUUAUAUAAGUAUUAUGUACUGAUGAUAGUAACUACCUCUGAGUUUGACACAGAUCAAAAUUUUUGAAUAUCAGAUAUCAGUUAUCCUAUUUUUAUUUCAUGUGAAAACUCCUCUAAAGCAGAUUCCCUCAACUCUGUGCAUAUGUGAAUAUCACUGAUGUGAACACAUUGUUCAUUUACAUAGGUAAAAUAUUACUCUGUUUACAGCAAAAGGCUACCUCAUAGUUGAUGCAUAGCACACCUGUAUGUAUGCUGUUCCAGCCUUACAGGUGGCUGAUAAUUCUCUGGUACAGAACCUUUUUAUCUGUAUUAUAAAUAGCAAUUCACAACUGCAUGUUUCUGACAAACACUUGUGAAUAAUGAAGCAUCUCGUUUUAGUUAGCAAAGUCUCCAAACAUUUCCUUAAAAUAAUCAUGUAUUUAGUUUAAAGAAUUAUGGGCACUGUUCAACUUAAGCAAAACAGAACACGGAAGCAGUCUUAGAAGCACCACUUUGCCCAGAGGUGGAGGUUGGAAGGGGUAGCAGGGAGAGGGGUUGGUGUAUGCAGGUAUUCAUGCUAGGCAAAGAGUUUAAAAGACGCCAAUGUCCUUCAUUUACUGUCUGUGCUGCCCUGAAGCCAAGCGUAUUGCAGCAUUAUAGCCCCAGGCACAUAACUAACUAGCACUGGCUUGCCAAGGAAUGAACAUGCAAUGCCAUUACUAGCUAUUGAGGGAAAAGGGUCUGUGUGAAGCAUCACUUUGCAGGGAUUACUAAUGGUGGGGCAGCAGGUCUGUGAAUUAAGUUAUCUCUUGACCUCACCCUCAUGUCAACACAAAUGUAAUUCCUAAACAAGAUGCAUUGCCAGUCUCUUAGCCCUGUAAGCUGAUCAUUUGCUACAUGGCAGACUAUAAUGAAAACAUUUUUAUACUUGGGUUUCUAGUCUUCACUAGAAGGCCUUGGAUGUAUUUUUGCAGUUGAAAGAUUUAGAAAGAUUUUUACCUGCUUAUAACUUGGAAGUUUAGAGUGCAAUGUAAGAAAAAAGAUCAAGAAAUGUCAUGUUAUUAGCAUCAGUCCACCUCCAAUAUUGCCGAUACUUUUUUUAUUCUGGCUCAGAUUUUGCACCAGUGCGGCCCCAAGUUACUGCUGGUUGUAUUUAGUUUGUGAAUAGGAGCCCAUAAGUGUUAAUAGACUUUGUACCAUUCACUAUAAGAUGAAUUAUACAGGACAUGGGAAAUCUCAUUAAGUCUUAAAGUUAAUUUAAAUUAAUUUAUCUGUUUUCUCUAAGAAAUGUUUAUCAUAAAAUAUAUAUGUGUAUUUCCCCUUUGGUUAUAAAAUUUGGGAAAGUAUGUACAAGUGCAGCUGCACUGACUUUAAUUUUCUAGAUGUCUUAAUGAGAUUUAUUUGUUUUAGAGAAGAACAUCUUGUUAAAAGCAUCAAACUCUGUCUUACAUAGCUGUGAACAGCCUCUUUAAGAUGUGGUGGUUGUAUGAUCUGUGUCUUAAUUGUUCAGUUAGAGUGAGAAGUUGACCUAUGAUUCAUUUUUAAAUUUUAUAUUUGGAACAAAGCUGCAAGUUAUGGUAAAGUACUGUACUGUGAGAAGUAUUAUGAUAUUUAAUGCAUCUGUGGCUUAACACUUGUGAGAGUUACCAGCUUGAAAAUGAUGGUGUUGACUACCUCUUGAAUCACAUCUAUCAACCACUGGCACCUACCACCAAGCUGGCUUCAAUUAGUAUGUGUUGCUUUUUGGUAUUAACAACUAACCGUACUAGAGACCAAAGUGAACCCUGAUUUUUAUAUGUCUUUAAUAAUGGUGUUUUAUUUAGUGUUUUUAAAUUAUCCUGUGUAGUAUUUAGAUUACCUCAUUGUCCAUUUUGACUCAUGUUGUUUACAAGUGAAAAUAAAAACACUUGAACUGUAUGUUUUUAAAAGACAAAAAAGGGGUAGAUGUUUGGAAUGCGUUUCACUCGCGUGCAGUCAUCUGGAGGGACUGAAGCACUGUUUGCCUUUCUGUACACUCUGGGUUUUAUAUUCUCAUUUCAUGCCUAAUGUCUUAUUCUGUCAAUUAUGGAUAUGUUGAGGUUUAAAAAAAUUACUUGAUUAAAAAUAAAACAUAUAACGUUGGCAUUUA